Megalobrama amblycephala (Wuchang bream) is the source of this 2773-nucleotide messenger RNA. RefSeq lists its product as uncharacterized. NCBI's taxonomy places the organism in Eukaryota, Metazoa, Chordata, Actinopteri, Cypriniformes, Xenocyprididae. Bases 484 to 2160 code for a protein of 558 amino acids. The record is from RefSeq and is a predicted model, not a curated record. The transcript has 10 exons.
GGACUACAUUUUUUAAAGUUAAAAGUUGUGAUUUUGGUCUGUUUUCAGAUUUUGGCAGAGAGUGCUGCCAGCAAAGAAGGGGCGGGUGCAACUGCCACUUCAGAUCCUGGAGAUGAUGGAGAUGGAGACAUCUCAACAAUGGAACCUGAGCAAGAAGUGGUCCAUCGUGGAUCACAGUGCAGCAUAAGAUGUUUACAUCGUUCAUUAGGUAGUUAGCUUAUAUCUAGCAUUCACCAUACAUGCCACAUACAAUCAAAAAUAAGGAUAACAUGUCAAAAAUUUGAUGAUCUUCAUGGUUACUAUUUUGUAAUUUCCACUUUUCAGACAGUAAACAUUAAAAAUGAAGAACUUCAUAAUGUUAGAAAAAUAUAUUUUGUACUGGGUUGCAUUAGAUAGUGCAUGUGUUGUAACCAAUAAAUGUACCAUGGUGAACAAUUAUUAAGAUGAAUCUCUUUCAUCUAAGCUGUUCAGGUAAAGCCUCAGAUGGUGGAUGUGGGGACUCAAACCGAAAGGUUUGAGCAUCACAGAUCAACUCCACUGGCCAGUCCUGAACAAAGUGAUGAUGAAUGUUCAUUUUCUGAUAACAUCAACCAUUCUGGUGAUAUGUCAUGGAGUCCAGGAGAGGAGAUGUUGAGUGAGCCCUCUGAGGAGGAACCAGAAGAGCUGGAAUCUCUCAGUGACCCAAAUGCUGUUGACAAGUUCAUUGUUUGCCAGAGGCAGUUGCUGUCCUUGUUCACGGUUUGCCCUGCAUGCUGUGGGGAAACCCAGGGACACAUAAUGCACCCCGAAGGAACAUUUAUAAAAGUCAAGCAGGCCUGCAGAACUUGUGGUUAUGAGCGUUACUGGCAAAACCAAGAAAAGGUGCAUCGAAACAUGCCUGCCUGCAACCUUUUACUCAGCGGUGCCAUCCACUUCUCAGGUUGCAUGGCUACUCAGACAAUCAGGAUGCUGAAGCUGUUUGGACUGCAGUGCAUAAGUCCCGGCACUUUUUUCCGCCAUCAGCGCUAUUACACUAUCCCUACCAUCAUGCAGGCUUGGAGGAAAGAGCAGAGGGGGAUCAUCAGGGAGUUGAAGGAGACUGGGGGUGGAUUGAUCCUGUCUGGUGACUGCAGAUCAGAUUCUCCUGGACACUGUGCGAAAUAUGGUAGCUACUCCUUGAUUGAGGAUCGAAUUAACAAAGAUUUGGAUGUUCAGCUUGUCCAAAGCUCAGAAGUCCCAAGCAGCUCUUGGUGUGAGCUAGAGGGUCUAAAGCGGAGUAUGCAGUUCCUGAUGGACCAAGACAUGCAAGUGUCUGCUCUGAUAACAGACAGAAAUCGGCAGGUGGCCAAGUGGGUACGUGAACAAAUGUGUUCAGAAGGAACAAGGCGUUUCUUUGAUGUCUGGCAUAUUGGGAAAAGUAUACAGAAAGCACUGGAUGCUGCUGCAAAAGAGAGGGACUGUGAGGAUCUGAAGCUGUGGAGGCCAGCCAUUAUCAACCAUCUUUACUGGACCGCAGCUUCCACCCCUACAGGAGAUCCAGAUGAGAUGGAGGCAAAAUGGCAGAGUAUGAUAAAUCAUGUACAGGACAUACAUGAACACAGCACUCCUGCAUUUACCAGCUGCGCACAUCCACCGUUGGAAGGAGAGGCAAGAGACAAGGAGUGGCUGGAACCAGGAUCACCAGCAGCCACUAAACUGGAGAGUGUAGCUGCCAGGAAAGCACUGGUAAAGGAUAUUCGACAAUUGUCACCUCAGCAUCAGACAUUCUCCCUGGAGGCCUACCAUUCCCUCAUUCUGCACUUUGCUCCCAAACACACUGGCUUUUCUUUUCUUGGGAUGUACAGCAGACUUCUUUUAGCAGCCCUACAUUUCAAUAGUAAUGGCAACAGAGAUGUAGCUCGAACCAGUGAGGGUGAGGCACGCUACGCCGUGCGCUACCCGCGGUUUCGGAAAGGUGGCUGGGUAGUCCACCCCAUCAAGGAGAAACCAUCUUACGGAUACGCAACAAAUCUUAUGGUCUCUCUGAUAGAGGAAUACUGCAAGUCACCACAGGCCCUACAAGAAAGCAGUGCUGUCUUGUCCUCUGCUGCACCGCCCCCCCUCACCUCUUCCCUCCAGAAGGUUGCCAAGGAUGAGGCAGUCAGCCUCCAUCUCGCACGACACUCACGUUUUAACAUAUAAUAAAAGAGAAUUUUUACCAGUACAGUUUGUUUCAAUGUAUUUAUUAAUCAUCUUCCAAGUGUGGCCACUGGAAACCUUUGUAUGUUUGUCCCUCCUCUGCAAACUGCCUCCUUAUUGCUGACACAACACAUGAAGGUAUGGCUUUCCUAAUGUUCCUGCCUAGUAUUCCGUACGCCCAGCGGACAACCUGCCUGUAUGCUGUGUAUCGGAACUGCCUGUGGUGGAGAUUGGGACAUUACAUUUUGAUCAUACCAUGUUUUCAUAGUAAACAAUUCCAAUUGUAAAUAUUGCAUGUUCUGUUGGCUGAUAUUCUACUGUACUACACAACACCAAAGUUGUUUUUAUAGUAAGUAUAUGGAAACCACUGAGUUUAAAAACCUGCAUAACAGGAUUUACUAUUUUGGUGUAGAAACGCUGUUUCUUUGAAUUGCAGUGUGAAAUAAUUUUUGCUCAAAACCUACUCUUGUCUGCUGGCUUGGAGAGGGCCAUGCUCCUGUCUGAAGUUCAUGUAUGCUAUCUGCAGCACAAAAGGAUUCAGACAGGAUGCUUCAAACCCUGGAUGGAGUGUGAGGCAGGUAAUGUCUUCUGGGGGAUCUAAGUUUUGGACAAGGGA